Molecule: messenger RNA, 1722 nt
Organism: Lodderomyces margitis
Lineage: Eukaryota; Fungi; Ascomycota; Pichiomycetes; Serinales; Debaryomycetaceae
Exons: 1
Coding region: 1-1722 (573 amino acids)
Molecular function (GO): NADH dehydrogenase activity
Source: RefSeq, a predicted model, not a curated record
AUGUUUACCGGAAUAGCAACUAGAAGGUUUAUACCCACCCCUAGUGCAAGAUAUUCCCUCAUCAAUACAAAAUUAGCAACAUCUAGAGCACCACAUUUCACCAAAUUAUAUUCAACGGUACCUCCACCUCCAGGGAAACCACAUCCUACAUACACCUCACUUGUUUUCAAUUUAGUCAAAUAUGCUUUAGGUGCCGGUGCACUAGGCGUUGUUGGAUUUGUUGGAUUUGUUGGAUACAAGAUUUACACUGAAACCCAUCCUGGCAAACAACAACCACAAUCGGCCACAUUUCCAACUGGUGAACGGAAGAAAACGUUGGUCGUUUUGGGUUCCGGUUGGGGAUCAGUGGCUUUGUUGAAGAAUUUGGAUACCACGUUAUACAAUGUCGUUAUGGUGUCACCCAGAAACUAUUUCUUAUUCACUCCAUUGUUGCCUAGUGUGCCCACGGGAACUGUUGAUAUGAAAUCAAUCAUUGAGCCAGUUAGAGCCAUAACCAGAUUAUGUAAAGGGCAAGUGGUAUAUUACGAAGCGGAAGCAGUUGAUAUUGAUCCUGAAACAAACACAUUGAAGAUCCAACAAUCUACAACGGUACACUCGGGUCAUUCAAAAGAAAGUUCGGCCUCGACUAGGUCAGAAAAGAUUGGCGAUGAUAACGUCGAAUAUAUCAAUGCUACUCUUCAAUAUGACUACUUGGUUGUCGGUAUCGGUGCCCAGCCAUCAACAUUUGGUUUACCAGGAGUUGCUCAACAUUCAACAUUUGUUAAAGAAGUCGGUGACUCAAUGCGGAUUAAAAAGACAUUGAUUGAUUUAGUUGAAGCGGCUAAUUUGUUACCUGAGAAUGAUAAGGAACGUAAACGUCUAUUACAUGUUAUUGUCUGUGGUGGUGGCCCAACUGGUGUUGAAGCUGCUGGUGAGAUUCAAGACUAUAUCGACCAAGAUUUAAAGAAAUGGAUGCCGGAAGUCGCCAAAGAUUUAACCGUGACCCUCAUCGAAUCACAACCCAAAGUGUUGCACACGUUCAAUCCUAAAUUAGUCGAAUACACUAAUCAAGUGUUUCAAGAUACCAAUAUUGAUUUAGUUACCAAUGCCAGAAUUAAUUCGGUUGAUGAUAAAUAUUGUACUGUUUUCCACAAACAAACUAAAGAAACUGAGGUUGUUCCCUAUGGUAUGCUUAUAUGGGCCACUGGUAAUGCUACUAGAGACUUUACACAUGUUUUGAUGGACAAAGUUGAAGCACAAAAGAGUGCCAAACGAGGCUUUCUUGUUGAUAAACAUUUAAAAUUACAAGGGUCUUCAAACAUCUUUGCCUUGGGAGAUUGCACAUUUACCAAAUACCCACCCACAGCCCAGGUGGCUCACCAACAAGGAGAUUACUUGGCUGAUUAUUUUAACAAGUUGCAGAAAUUAACCAGUUUAAAGUACAAAAUCGAACAUGAUGCCACGGCAUCUGAUGUCUUGAAAUCAAGAGCUUCUCGAUUAGAAAAGAACUUGCCCCAUUUCAUUUACAAUUAUCAAGGGUCAUUGGCCUACAUUGGUAGUGAAAAAGCCGUGGCUGAUUUGGCUUGGGGGUCGUGGUCAAAUGUGUCAACUGGUGGUAAUUUGACUUAUUUGUUUUGGAGGUCAGCUUAUAUCUACAUGUGUCUUUCGGUCAAGAAUCAAAUUUUGAUUUGUAUUGAUUGGUUGAAGGUGUAUGCUUUUGGAAGAGAUUGUUCAAGGGAGUAG